AUGGCUAGUCCCAAUCCCGACUCAGUUCCGCCAUCCCAGGAGUUCUCGGGCGAUGCAAGCAUAGACAAAGAGCGUAUGCCCAGCGACAAUCCCGAUCUCGUGGGCUGGGAUGGAGAUCAUGAUCCCAAUCGGCCCUCAAACAUGUCCACAUGCCGAAAGUAUAUUAUCACCAUCAAUUUAGGUCUGAUCACUUUCUGCGUAACCUUUGCAUCCUCUGUCUUCAGCACGGCCACUACUGUCACGUCAAAAGAAUUUGGAGUAUCGGAAGAGGUAAUGGUCCUGGGAACCAGUUUGUUCGUCCUAGGUUUCGCGCUUGGGCCCUUGAUUUUUGGACCACUCUCAGAGCUGUAUGGACGGAAGAUUCCCCUGUUCAUCGGGUUCUUCAUCUUCGCCAUCUUUCAGAUCCCUGUGGCGGUAGCUCAAAAUCUACAAACGAUCUUCAUAUGUCGCUUUUUAGGAGGGGCUUUUGGAAGUUCUCCUCUGGCUAUCGUCGGCGGAAUCUUGGCUGAUAUGUUUGAUCCGGUCCAGCGAGGGAUUGCAGUCGCAAUAUUUGCGGCGAGCACUUUCAUCGGUCCAGUUGCGGGGCCCAUCGUUGGUGGCUUUGUGACAAUGUCGUACCUGGGAUGGCGAUGGACAGCUUGGUUGACACUCAUCAUGUCAGCCUUCUUCGGAAUUAUAGGCUUUCUUCUGGUUCCUGAGACCUUCGAGCCUGUUCUACUAACGAGGAAGGCUAAAAGAUUGCGCUUGCAGACUAAAAACUGGGCACUUCAUGCUCCAGCGGAAGAGCAGAGCACGGAGCUUGGGGAUAUCUGCGAGCGAUACCUCCUCCGCCCUAUAUUGAUGCUAUUCCAAGAACCAAUCCUUAUAUUACGUAUCCUAUUGCCUUUAGAAAUUCGUGGCUGGAAUGCCGGCGUCGGAGAACUACCUUUUCUUGCUAUUACGGUUGGUGUUCUGAUAGCCGUGGGCAUUAUCAUCGCAUUCACCAUGACUCGCUUCCAGAGGAUCAUGAAUGAACAAGGGUCAGUUCCUCCGGAAGAGCGGCUUCUGCCGAUGAUUCUAGGCGGCGCGGUGCUCCCCAUUGGAAUGUUUUGGUUUGGGUGGACCUCGAACAAGUCAAUCAUUUGGGUUCCAGAGGUCAUCGCCGGCGGUGCUAUCGGUAUUGGGGUGCUGCUGAUCUUCUUGCAGGGCCUCAACUAUAUUAUCGACGUCUAUAAGAUGAACGCGAACUCUGCGAUCGCAGCCAACACUCUCUUCAGAUCCUGUCUGGGUGCCGGUUUCCCUUUGUUUGCAACUGCAAUGUUCCAUAAUCUGGGGGUCAACUGGGCCAUGACACUCCUAGGAUGCUUAACUGCCAUUCUAUUCCCAGUUCCUAUUCUUUUUUACAUUUAUGGUGCCAGAAUCCGCAAGAUGAGCCGGUUUAGUCCGGAUGUUUGA
Molecule: messenger RNA, 1434 nt
Organism: Aspergillus aculeatus ATCC 16872
Lineage: Eukaryota; Fungi; Ascomycota; Eurotiomycetes; Eurotiales; Aspergillaceae
Product: MFS transporter
Exons: 6
Coding region: 1-1434 (477 amino acids)
Biological process (GO): transmembrane transport
Molecular function (GO): transmembrane transporter activity
Source: RefSeq, a predicted model, not a curated record